GCGCUUGUCUGUGCCUCCAUCGCAUGACGUGCCCAGGGUGAGAGCCCCCCACGGUGGGAGCGAGGUCCUCGCACUCCAAGCUCUAUCGGCAAUCCAGACUCCAAAGUCUCCCGGAUCCAAAAUCCAGGCUCCGGGAUUCCGACUCCCAACACCCGAGGAUCAAUAACUCCAGGUUCCAGGCACCGACGCUUGAGGCUACUAAAGGCCCAGCAACCAAGACUCCAGGCUCCACAAGCCAAUAAUCCUCCAUGCGGCGUGCUCCAGGCCCUGAGGCUCCUCCAAGCUUUGGAAUUGUGGCUCCAAGCUCACCACACUCCAGACUCCUGUCCUAAGACUCCAGAAUCCUGGAGCAUGGACCCCCAGGAUUUCUCCACGCCCGGCUCCGCGCCUCCCCCGCCGCUGAGUGCGGGGGGCCGGGUAUCCUGUCAUCCCGGCCCCGCUGCUGGCCCCCCUUCUCAUCUUCUCUACCCCCCACACAAGUACAUGGCGGCCCCCCACCUGCAACAGAAGCCCCUGCCCAGCGCGCACCCCUCAGGGAGCCCUGCCCUGGGGGCACCCACUGCGUUCCUGGGCAGCUUCCUGGGGGGCCCUUUGGGUGCUCCACUGGGGGGAGGCUCAAUGGGGGGCUCGGCCACACCGCCCGCUAUGUCGAGCUCUGCUGAACGUGGAUUCCAGAUGGCACCACAGGGCGCCAUGACGCACGUGUGGGCGGCGCCACCACCACCACCACACGACGGCUUCUCCCAUUUGCCGAGCAGUGGGGGGCUCUACCCCCCAUACCUUGCUUUGGGGCCACUGGACGGCACGGGGCCCACGGCGUCCCCCUGUCUGUCGCGGCCGCACGACCCCCACACAGACGGUGCGUUCGGCGGGGCUCUGCCGGUCCAGCCCGUUCUCCACCGUGAUGUCGUAGUGCCGACAACCUCCCGGGCGCCGCGAGAGGGGCGGGCGCUGGCCCGGACCGGCGCCCGUGACUCGGAGCGGCCCUCGUCAGCCAGCGGCACCCCGAGGGCAGUGCGGGGUGACCGGCGGGGGAGGGCGGGCACCGCCCUGGCGGGGGAGCCACCCAACCGCGAUGGGGCCCCUGCCUGGGAUGCCGGCACCAGAGUCGUCUGCUCGGUGCAACCGCCAGGCAGAGUUGGUGACGGCGGUGCCGGCGAUAUGACGAGAUCCGGCGAUGCCAAACUGGCGAGGGUGGUGCGGUCGCACUCCAUGGGUGUCGGCGGAGACGGGUUCGCCCCGGACGAGAGGGACGACGCGGUGGGCGCCGGGGUGAGAUCGGCAAAGCCCAAGGAGCGCCAGUGUGCCGGCGCCAUUAGCUCCUAUGCAUCAUGCGGGCUGGGCCACCCAGGGCGGCUGCACCACAACUCGGUAGCCCAUGGCAGUUCUGGUGAGCACCGUCCGGUGGCGCCCACGUACAUGCUGUCGGCGGGCCACCAGGACCCCGAUGGUGGUGGUGCCGCUGCCCGGUACGACCUCGCCGCGUGGCAAACGCAGCGGCCGCCCGUGCUGCUGGCGCCGGAACCCACGCCUGGCGAGACGCCGGCUAUCAGAGGCCUCCUGCAGUACAGCGACUCGUUCUCCUCGUCGGCGUCGGCUUCGUCGUCGCUGUCUUCAUCGCCGUCACCGUUUGUGCCGUCCAACGGUGCCACUGCCGCCUCCGGUCAGAGAAGUCCGUUCGGCGGGCUGGGCCGCGUGCCGCGAGGCCCCGACGGCACGGCGGGGCCGGACACUUCCAGUGCUUGCGGUGACGCGUGCCACCCACCAAGCGACGCGGCCGCCCCUUCAGUCGGCGCUGGCGAGGUUAGACACCCGCCCGUUGGUAUCGCCGUGGCGGUUGCCAGGCAGAGGGGGGAUCACCCCCACCACCACAACAAUAACCAUCAGCAGCACCACGAUGACAAUCGCCAUAACUAUGACAAUAACAGCCAUAACCAGCAGCACCACACUGUUCUGAAGUCUCGGGCCGGCACGCCCUCCUGCACAGCCUCGUCUGGUGGUGCUGCCGCGUCAGCCGGCGGUGGUGGCGAUGGUGGUGGAAGUGGCGGUGGGUUCCAGACAUCCGAUCGCAGGGUGCGGCACCCAACUCCUACCGGCAUACCCAAGGGCUGUGUCCACGCAGGCCCAGUGCCAGAAGCACAGGAGGAGGAGGAGAGGGCGGCACGUGACCAUGCAACUGAGCGAGCGCGGGAGCGUGAGCAGCUGCUCAGGGAGAACAAGGAGUUGGCAGAGUUUGCGCGCAGCCUCAGGCCUACCUCGUUCGCCGACCUGGACCCCAACCUCGUGGUGACCACUGGAGGGGGGGCUGCCCCCAUCAUGCACGCUGGCCAGUGGGGAGAGCUCAAUGCGCCGCACGCUCACGUCGCCCCGCACCAUUGGCUGCCGAGGACCGAAAGUCCCUCGCUUUGGCUCGGGGCACCACCCUACGGCCUGGGUGGCUUCUCUCUCCACCAGAGUAUGGCAGGAGCGUUCCCUCCCGGCCUGGCGGCGCCGCCUGCCACUCCGAACUACCAGCUUGCGCGUGACCCAGCCACGGGCCACCUCGUAGUGGUGCCCACCGACUUCCCCUCUCACUACGCGGCAGAACUUCUGGAGCGAACGCCACCCCCGCUGUGGCCACCGCUGCUGGCAGGGGGGGCGCCCGCCCCCCACCACCACCACCCCCUGUCGCUCACCUACCAGACAAUGCUGCGCCAGCAUGAGCUGUACGUGGCUCAUCAACAGGCCGCGGCAGCCAGCGCCCACGCCCAUGCCCUGCAGCUGCAGCACACUCCGCACAUGCAGGACCACGGGAGGCCACCCCCAGAGCCGCCUCCGCUGCUGCUUUCCGACGAAAACGAUCGCUCAACACCGGCGGUGCUGCCCAAGCAGAGCGCAGUCUCCCCGCCGCCCACGCUUCCCGGCACAAGCCCCUCCCACGCCGGCUCCCUUGCGCUGCCACCACCGCCGCCGCCCUUCCGGUGUAAAUCCCCUCGACGCCCGGGGCCCCCUCCUGCCCUCGACCAUGCAAAGCCCCCCAGUUUCCCGGACGACGCCGGGCCUCCCCCACGGCUGCGCCGGGAGGACGAUGGCCAGGAGGCGCCUGCGCCACUCGGACGGCCGGGCUCCCUGUCCCCGCCGGCGCUGUCGCCACGGCAACUGCAGCCCGGCAACGCCGAGGCCGGAGAGAGGGUGGCCAGGGGUCGGAGGUCGCCGGCGCGGACUUGGAAUAUCCGGCGCCCCCGUUCGGUUCCACCGUUCCUGGACAAGCGACUUUCGGGAAUGGCGCAGCAGCACACUGCGAAGCUGCACGAUGCGCAGCAGCUGGACGUGGUGCACCAGCAGCUGCACGAAUCGCAGCAGCAGCAGCAGCAGCACCACCACCACCAUCAUCGGCAGUAUUUGGAGCGGCAGGAGCUGGAAAAGCACGACCAGUGGCAGCAGCUGGAAGAGCGGCAGCAGCUGGAAGAGCAGAAGCGGCUGGAAGGGCAGCAGCACCAAGAGCACGAGCAGGAGCGGCAGCUAAAAGAGCAGGACCUGCAUCGGCGGCUGCAAGUGCAUCGUGAGGAGCUGCAGGAGCAGCUGCGGCAGCGGCGUCUGGAAGCGCAGCAGCGACGGCUGGAGCGGCAGCUACAUGAGCAGCUGCAAGAACGACAGCGGCAUCGGCGGCUGCAAGAGCAUCAGUAUCAGCUGCACGAGCAGCAGCGGCUGCAGAUGGAGAAGCUUUUGCUGCACGAGCAGCAAAAGCAGCACAUGCGUCAACUGCAACAAAUGCAUCGGCAGCCGCAGGAUGAGGUGGCGGCGUUUGGUUCUGGGAGGGGAUUCCUGCUGCCCCCCUCUUCGGCGUCGUCGGGACUCCCGUGGCCUCCCCCUCUGUGCCGACACGCAGACGGAGUCUCUGCAUUCUCCCCUCCGCCAACCUGGACAUCGCGGAUCCUGCAGCCCAUCGCCACCGAGACUGUGGCGCCAGAGUCGUGCCGGAUGAAACGGAGGCCCCAGUCGGCAGAGCUGUCCUCCACCGUGCCAGAGUCGGAGUCAUUCGGCGCCGAGAACGGUAACAACGACGUAAAAACUCCCGUAUGGGAAGGCGAUGUCACGGCAGGACGGCACGAGACGAUGGAGCCAGACUCCACGGACGCCCCCGAUCCCGCCGGACGCAACACCGAUCUCCUCGUCUCCUCGACGUCAUCGGUGGCAAUGGCCGGCAUCCUUGAACCGACACCGCGUCGUCGUCGUCGGCAUCGUCACCGUCACCAUCGCGAUCUCCAGGAUCCCCAUCGGCGUUACGAGGAGGAGCAGCAGCAGGUGAGGCUGCUUGACGAUGGAACACCAGGCCGUGCCGGGGUUACUCAGCCCGACCCAGGGCUCCCCGACAGCACUGCCGCUACACCGGCUGUGGAGGACCGGCUCGGCCCACUGCUGCCGCCGCCGCCCACCACCGUGGCUCGGCAAAACCAAGGCAACGACGCAGAUGCUUGUGCGCCGCUGGAGACCCGCCCCGCCUGCACGGCACCGCUGUCGGAGGACCGCCCCGCCUGCACGUCGCCGGAGGCCCGCCCCGACUCGCCGCCGCCGGAGACCCGCCCCGCCUGCACGGCACCGCUGCCGGAGGCCCGCCCCGCCUGCACGUUGCCGUCGUCGCCGGAGACCCGCCCCACCUGCUCGUUGCCGCCGGAGGACCGCCCCGACUACUCGUCGCCGGAGGCCCGCCCCGCCUGCACGUCGUCGUCGUCGCCGCCGGAGACCCGCCCUGCCUGCUCGUCGUCGCCGCCGGAGACCCGCCCCGCCUGCACGUUGCCGUCGUCGUCGCCGCCGGAGACCCGCCCCGCCUGCACGUUGCCGUCGUCGUCGCCGCCGGAGACCCGCCCCGCCUGCACGUUGCCGUCGUCGUCGCCGCCGGAGACCCGCCCCGCCUGCACGUUGCCGUCGUCGCCGCCGGAGACCCGCCCCGCCUGCACGUUGCCGUCGUCGCCGCCGGAGGCCCGCCCCGCCUGCACGUCGCCGCCGCUGGAGACCCGCCCCGCCUGCACGUUGCCGCCACCGCCGGAGGCCCGCCCCGCCUGCUCGGGGCUGUGGGUGCUAGCGGAGGCGACGACUGUCGCCGAGCCCCUGCCUGUGCUGGUUGCCGCCCCCAACCGCAACGGAGCCGACGGCCAGUUGCCACCGGAGACAAAAGCGCGGUCCACGCCAUGUGUGGCUGAGCAGUGGACGCGGGAGGGAGGGCUGGCACUGCUGGGGGAGAUUGCUGGGGUGGAGCUGGGGGCGUUGGCAGAGGGCGGCUUCAUGGGGCGGAGCGGGGGACUGGGUGACCUCUUGACCCUGUGCCGUGUGGCCGCGCUGCUGGCCUGUGCUGACGGCAUCGCCACAGGAGACGGAGGCCCUGGGCCUCGGAGGCCCCAGCACCUCCUGGACCCCACGAAGCGCUGCAGCUGGCGGCGGCGACGCGGCGCGCCGGCCUGCGGACGCCGCCGUGCGUUGCUGGAAGUCGAGGGGCCCCUGGAAGUGCAAAUCCGGCGCCGUCUUGCCACGCUGCAGCGCCGCUACCGCCACCGGCAGCGCCAGCUCGCGCGCCUCGUCCCUGCACCCAGCCAGCCCACCAGCGAGUGCCACCUGCGGGAACCGGCCACUCCCCUUUCCCCGCUGGUGCCAAACCCGCCGAGGGACGUGGCCAGGGCUGUCGCCAGGGGGGGUGCAGAGAAGCCUCUCCACCGCCUGGUGGUGGAGGGGAGGAGGCUGGAGGCGGUGGUGGCUUUGGGAAGGAAGGUGGUGAAGGUGGAGCGCAGCCGAGGGGACAGAGGGGUGGACGUGGCAGACGAGCUGGACGAGGAGAGGGAGGAUGAGGAGGACUACGAGGAUGAGGAGGAGGAGGAGCGGGGCGAGGACGGCCUGGGCCCGGUGAAACGCGGCCGAGGGCGGCCCAGGAAGAGGAAGCGGUCGUCGCCAUCGCCCCCUCCUCCGAUUGGUCAACCGCUCAUCGGCCGGGGUGAGGAGCGCAUACGAGCGCUCUUGGCCAAGAAGAAGAAAAAGAAGAAAAGGCGGAGUGGCGACUGUGCACCCCCCAGCAGGAGGAGCCAAGUUCGCCUCCUGCCCAGGGUCGCCCUGCGACCCACGUCCCCAAAUCACACGGCCGCGCCCUGCACACGUGCACCCCUUGUCCCCGCGCGGCACCGUCACUCCAACCGCUCGCCGGCGCCGUCUGGCCGCUCCCGCGCCACUCCACCGGCACUCCCGGCGGCAGCGCCGCCACUCGGCGUCUCGCUCUCCUGCAAGCGCCCCAUGCUCGGCAAGCCGCCGCGUCCUGCCGCGGGCCACGAGCGCGCUGGCGCCAAGCUCUCGCGGUCCGGCGUGCGACACCGCGGGGCUCCGAGCCCGGAGGUGGCGCGCGUGGGCAACCAGGAUGGCGCACGGGCAGCAGCGUCACGCGCUAUUGCUUUGCACCGGUCUGACAGCAGCAGCUUCUCCUGCUGCCUCUCCGACUCGGACCCGGACAUCGACGAGCGCCGCUCCGCACCUGCCUGGCCUCCGCACCCCGGGGCCGCCGGGGGGGCCGCCUUCAAGACGCCCACACCGCGGCAGAGGCCUCCUCAGAGGCCCUCUCAGCGGCGGCCCCAGGGGAUGACACCGGCGGUGCCGCCCGGUAGCUCCGGGGCCCCUCGGGCCCUUGGGCCACGGGGUCCCGCACGCGAACACGGCCUCUCGUCGGGGCCGCAGUGUUCGGACAGCGAGGGGCCCGUGGACUACUGCCGCUCGGCAGCAGCAGGCUGGACCUUCGAGGAUGAGGACCACGUGAAUGACGGCGAUGACGACGACGAUGACGACGAUGAGAAUGUUGGGGGCGGCGGCGGCAGCAGCAGCAGAUUGGUGCCAGGCAGGCGGGGGGCGCCGUUCCGACUGGCAGCACCGCCAGGGUUGACUCUGCUCUCUCCGUUCUCCGGGGGCGCCGGCUCCCGCCCCCGCCCCCCGAGAUCUGCCCCCCGAGGGCCGGGCCCACACGUUCUGGCAGCCCGGCACGCAGCGCCCGCCAAACUCAAGAGGAGGACCAUGGUGCUGCUUGGCUUCGAUCUCGCCACAGACUUCCGGAUGAAGCGAUCGUCUCCUGCUGCGACAAACAGGGCCUACGUGGGGGUGGGUGGCCCUCCGCGCGGCCGGGGAGGGGGCGCCGUCACGGGGACCGCCGCUGUGCCGGGCGGCCUCGGCACGGCGCGACCCGCCGGGGGAGUGCCGAGCCGCGCUGUGCCCUGGAAGGCCGCUCCGGCCCGAGCCAAGCUCCCGGGCCGCCCCCAUCUCAACGGCGCCGGCAGGAUCUGCGCCCGGGGGACCGCGGCCGUGAAGAACGUGGGUCGCGAUGGCGACAAGGAUCGGGAGGAGGACGAGGACGACGACGACGGGUCCGUAUUUGUGAGCCCGCCGAGAAGUUCUGCCGGGAGGCCCGGACGUCCCCCGCUGGGUCGCUCGCAGUCGCUGCCGCUGGGCACGGGACCCGGGACUGGUGGCGCCGGUGUGAGGAAGGGGCGGCCGUGCAAAAGUGGCGGUGGCGGCGGUCACAGCGGGAGCUGCAGUCAGCCGGAGAGGGACGGCAACAAGAAAAAUAAGGCGAAAGUGGCGGACGCCUACGGGGUGUUGGUGAAGGGCCCGAUUGCCGUGGCGUCGGUGGGCAGUCCAGGCCGCAGUCGAAGUCGGAGCCUACAGGGCCCGAUAGGACGAGCUCGCCCGCGGCCUGUGAGCCGCCUGCUCAGCAGCUUCCAGGCGGACGUGGAUUUCUCCCAGAACAGCUCGUUCUCCGAGGGGGAGGGGGGCAGGGUCCCUGAGCCCAGCGCCACACCAGCGCCAGCACCGCGCUCGUGCGUGCUGGACAAGGACGAGCUGUCGGAGGGCCUGCGCGUCCUCAUCCCCAAGCCCGACAAGCUGCUCUACGCGGGGCACGUGCAGAUCCUGCACCCGCCCGACGUGUACGGUGUGGUGAUCGAGGGGGAGCGUGGGAACCGCCCGAGGAUCUACUCACUCGAGCAGCUCCUACAGGAGGCGAUCGUGGACGUGAAGCCGCCCUCCUCGCGCUGUCUCCCACCCGACACGCGCGUCUGUGCCUACUGGAGCCAGCAGCACCGGUGCCUCUACCCGGGCACCGUCACCAGGGAUGGCUCGAGCAGCGACGAGGAGGACGAUGAGGAGGAGGAGGAACGCGCCUUCGUGACGGUCGAGUUUGACGAUGGCGACACGGGGAAGAUUCCGAUCUCGCACAUCCGCCUCCUUCCGCCCGACUACACCAUCCAGUGUGCCGAGGCCUCGCCAGCACUACUCGUCCCAACCGCCGUCGUACGCCGCCCACGCAAGCCGUCUGGUGACACAAGGGAAGGGGGCGGUCCGGCAAUCUGCCAGCCGGCCAAUCAGCACGGCCCCCAGCGCAGGGGCAAAGGUCGCGCCAGUGUGGAGCCUUCCUCCCCGCCCGCCACAGCCCCCACCCCAACCCCUGCCCCCAUUCUGGUCCCCACAGUGGGGCCCCCCGGGGAGCCGCCACCCAGCAAGGUGAAAGGUCGUGGACGGCCUCCUGGCAAGGUGCCAACCGAGGGCGGAGUGGCUGGGAGUGGCGACGCGAGGCCCACCGACUCGCCGCCUGACGACGCGCCGACUGGCUCGGAGCCUCGGGAGAAGCGGCCGCCCCCUGCAGGGGCCCAUGGGGCCCGCGGUGCUGUCCCCCGGCCCCGCGCGGACCCCGACCGUCGGCGGGGCCCACCGCUCCGACCCGCCGGCCCUCCCGGCCGGGCCCCCCUCUCGCCCACGUCCUUGUUCGGGGCUUCGCUCUCCGUGGACACCUUCGAGAGUCUCACCGCCGGCGCCUUCUCGGUGUACCUUGGCGGCGGCGGCGGAAUUCGCGGCGGCCGCGGCGGGAGCGGUCGUGCCGAAGGCGGCGGUGCCGGCUCCGCCGUAGGGCGUCCCGGUGCUUGCCGACGUGCCCGGCGGGGCACAGACGAGGAGCCGCUGGUGAAGUUGGACCACGAGGGCGUCACGUCGCCCAAGAGCAAGAAGACCAAGGCCAUGAUGAUGAUGAUGACGACGACGGCAGUGGCGGUCGGCAGCGACGGAGGUGCGCAGCGGUUUGCCAGCGGCGUGCGGCUAGCAGCGCCGUCCACCUCGUCUGGCGCUAGCGGAGGACGCCCGCGCCUUGGCCCAAUCAGGAAAGCCUCGCCUGCGCAAAAGCCACAGCCGAUGGUCACUGUUCCCACCGCCACUGCCGGCAGGGAUAAUGUUGUUGCCACCUCCGUUCCCGCUGCUGCCGCCGCUACCACCGGCACCACCGCCAGGGCUCCGAGGCCUGGUGAUGCCGGCAGUGGUGCUGGCGGCGCUGGCGGCAGUGGCGCUGGUGGCGGCGCUGGCGGUAGUGGCGCUGUUGGCGGCAGUGGUGUUUGCCCAAAGAGUGGUCGGAAGGCGGAGGACUGGAAGGAAAUCUCGAGGACGGAGGAAAGCGAGCUGAGCAGCAGCUCCGAGUCUGAUUCGGGCGCAAGCCAGGCUGGCGCGACGUCCGCUCGGAAACACAAGCCCGGAGCCAAGCGCUGCUCGCACUCCUCCUCCUCCAGCUCCUCCUCGUCGUCAACAUCGUCGUCAACGUCGUCGUCGUCGUCAUCGACCUCGUCCGCCGGCGACUCGUCUCGCUCCACUGCCACCUCGUCGUCAUCCGAGGAGGACUCUUCCUACAGCUCCGGCGAGGAGGUGGAGGAAGCGGAGGAGGUUGAGGAAAUGGAGGAGGUGAAAGAAGGUGGCAAUGUCCAGCCCAGCCCUCCCACUCUUCCCCAGGUGGCACAGGCAGCCGAGGUCCAAGCUUCGGCACCAGUACGGGCCCAAACACUGGCCAAGGUUUCGGCUGGUGGUGGUGGCAAAGGCGUAGGCGGUGGUGGGGGUAAUGGUGGUGGUGGUGGUGGUGGCGGGGGCUACAGUGGUGGCAAUGGUGGGGGUGCCGAUGGUGGUGGCAGUGGAGCUGGUGGUGGUAGUGGUGGCUCCAUUGGUGGCGACGGUGGCGGUGGCACCGGCAGCAGUGGCUCUGGCAGUGGUGGCGGUGGCACCGGCAGCAGUGGCUCUGGCAGUGGUGCUGGUGGCGCCGGCGGUCCUGGUGGCAGUGGCAGUGGUGGGUCUGGAGGGGGCGGUGGUGGUGGUGGUGGUGGCAGUAGUGGCACUGGUGAUGGUGGUGGUGGUGGUGGCGGCUCCGGUGAUCGGGGGGGCGGCCGGGCCCGGGGCCGUCGGCGCGAGGGAGUGCACCUCCCUACCACCAAGGAGCUGGUGAAGCGCCAGCGGCUGCCAUCCGUGGAGAACCGGCCCAAGAUCUCGGCCUUCCUGCCCGCACGCCAACUGUGGAAGUGGUCCGGGAAGCCGACCCAGCGGCGUGGGCUCAAGGGCAAGGCACGCAAGCUGUUCUACAAGGCGGUGGUGCGCGGCAAGGAGACGAUCCGCGUGGGCGACAGCGCGGUCUUCCUGUCGGCCGGGAGGCCCAACCUGCCCUACAUAGGCCGCAUCCAGAGCCUGUGGGAGUCGUGGGGCAGCCACAUGGUGGUGCGCGUCAAGUGGUUCUACCACCCCGAGGAGACCAAGUUGGGCACACGACACCGCGACGGCAAGCAAGCCUUGUACCAGUCGUCGCACCUGGACGAGAACGACGUUCAGACCAUCUCGCACCGCUGCCUCGUGGUGGCGCACGAGCAGUACGCCCAGAUGGUGCUCACCAAGCGCUACCAGAACAGCGAGGACCUCUACUACCUGGCCGGCUCCUACGACCCCACCACCGGCAUGGUGCUCAACCCCGACGGCGUGCCCGUCAUCUGCUGACAGGCCCGGCGAUGGCGGCGGAGGCCACGAGUGGCGGCGGUGGCUACGAUUGGCGGCGGUGGCUGCGGCGGCGAUGGCAACGACGCCACCGGUGGCGGCGCAGUGGAUUUGUAGUCGGGCACGCCCAGCGGCCCCUUCCCCGCGAUGCCCGCUCUCGCUGUCCCUUCGUGGCUCGUGCCACCACUGCUCCGCUGCCACUUGCGGCAUCGACCGGCGCGGUCCGGAAACGGCAAAUGCAGCGUGGGACUGCGUCUGCGUCUGCGACUGCGAGACGUGGUGCCGGUGGUGCCGUACGUGCGUGUGGAAGCCCGGCAGGGCGAUACGGAGUGUGCGUGGGGGGGCGAUGCCCAUCCACCCACGGGUGACGAUAGCUACGUCGUUGCCAACAGGGCCCUUGCACGGGGCCCCCAGUGAGCCAUCCCCCUUCCCCCCCCACUGGUCACGUCUCUGCGAGGUUGGAGCCGCGUGCGGGUGUGAAACGACGCUUGCUCGUUGCGCCGCGUUCGUCUCGCCUGGGGGCCUUUGGUGGUGGAAGGGGGGGCAGCAGGAAGGGUCCAGAGACCCCCCCCCCCUUUCCACAGGCUCGGGGUCCCCACACCCCCUCUCUAGCCGAAAUGAUUGUGAGAGCGGCAGUGGUGGGGGAAGAGGGUCGUGGUCACCGUUGAUGAUGGUGAUGAGCCGAGCCGGCUGCUGCGUGACUUGAAGAAGUGAGCGAGUGGUGGAAUGCGGUUAGCGAAGGGGGGGUACCGAGUGUGCGAGUGGUUGGGUUGCUGGAUAAGUAGGUGGGCGGUUGAAUUAAUUUGAUUGGGUGAGUGAUUGCGUGGGUGUGCCUGUACGAACGAUGAGAGAGAGAGAACGUGGUUGGGUGAGUAGCUGGGUGUGAGUGAGCGAGGUAGACGAGUGAGAUGUCUCGGAGGGAGUAAGAGAACCCUUCAAUAGCUUUAGUGGACCAGACAAGCGAAUGAGAUACUUGUACCAGCAAAUAUGAUCGUAUUUGAUUUAGUUUUUAAAUUUCUCGCAGUCAGGGUGGAACACAUGAGCAAGCAGGCAUGUGUGUGGCCUUGUAUAUAUACACGUAUAUAGAGCACUUAAACCACACACACACACACACGUGUACUUGCACGCCCUCCUUCAAGGAUGCCUCAAACCUUGUCUCACGUCAGCAGAGGUGGCGGCACCUUCAUUGACGUGGAAGUUGGAGCAGGAAGGUCCUGUGUGGAGUUUGGGUAACGUUUGCUCAGACUGUACUUUGAAUAGAGCCAUCAAUGCUGGCAUUUAUCCUCGAUGGUUUCUGCAAGAUGGUGGUGGCGAAGGACGAUGAUGGUGAUGGAGGUCAUGGGGAUGGGAUGAUGAUGGAGCACACAUUGACGAUGUGACUCGCCAUCCUAAAGCCCCCCCCACGCAUCUCUACAGGGGUUGAAGCUGCUGAACGUGAUGACGAUGGUAGUCCACAAUUAGCAAUGUAACCACCUUUUUUUAAUUUUACCUUUUUACAAUAUAAACAAUAUUAUCGUGGUGUUACUGUAAUAGGUAGCAGUAAACGGUCUGCGAAGGUAUUUACGCAAAUAAUGUUUAAGUCCGUGUCAUAAUUCCAGUAUAACGAUCGCUAAGAUAAUUUGCGCGAAUGUAUUCACACUAGCGGAUAGGACGCCGCCGCAAGUGUUAAGCUAACGGUACACGUGUACUGUCUGUGUACUGCAUUUUUAUAUAUAUAUAUAAUCUCAUAGAUGUAUAUACGUCCAAGUACUCAAGUUUAUUUUGUUUUAACCAGGUGAGAACUCGAAGAGACCGGGGGUAGGAGAGUCUCCAUUUGGCGCAAGAGUGAAGCUGGAGGUGGCAUUAGUCCACUGCGUGUGGCAUCCCACUUGAUGAAAUUUGCGGUGUCACUUUUUUUCGAAUUCGGAAAAAAAAAUUGAUGGCGUGCGCGCCCGCAGCAGUAAUUGUGGCGGCCGCUGGGUCGCCACCGCUGGGUUACCGCUGGAGGCCGCCCCCCGUUCUGUGAGGCCCACGUUCCCAGGGAAGCGGCAGCAGCUGUAAUGGUUUAGUUUGCCCCUAUCGUUGUUUAGCGCAGGGCAGUCUCGCGACACUUUAUCAAGUGGGCCCUUGCCCUAAAACGUUUCGCCAACUACCCCCCCCCCCCCUCCCUUGAGAGCGAGUGUGCCGCUGGUGGCGAAUUUUGCGUAUCGGAGGAAAAGGCCCCAAGACCCCGGAGAAACCCCUCUGUGUGCGAGGGGAUGGUUCCUAAAAAGUCAGGGCAGUCCUGCUGUGUGCACGUGCUGUAGGGGUGUGCACCGCCUACUUGGCUGUCCCCGUUCCCACCCAUCCGAGGCUGCCCUCGGGUCAGGUUCACGGCCUUGGAUUCCUCCGCGGCCGCGGGUCACGUGGGGUAGCAGAAGAGAACAAAUGGGAGCAAUGUAAAUUGGGAGUGUUUGGGGGAGCAUGUGGAAACAGUGCGAACAUGGGAGUAGUAAUCUCCCACCCCGGGGGAGCGGAGAGGUACCCAGUGAUGAGAUUGUUUAUGUGACGAUGACGAUGAUUACGAUGUUGAUAUUGUUUUUUUUCCUUGUGCCCUGAGACCAAAAGAAUGUAAAAUGAGGAUGUGAGUUGGAGGGGGGGGGGGGAAGAUGGGGAGGGUGAGUUCUGCAAGGUGUUUCUGGUGCGACUCAUUCACGAAUGAAUUAAUGCUGCACAAUCUGUCAUCCUCGUCUCCCUCCCCACUCGCCCGUCUCGGAGCCGUGCGGUACCUGUGCCAGGCUAGGUGUCCUCUCGCUCACCUGCUCGACUGCAGGGUUCCUCCAACUCCCACUCCUUGCGUGCCCCAUCACGGUCCGGUUUCCACGUUCACCGAACUAGACUCUUCUCGAUUACAAACCCAAGACGAUGCAAGCGAUAUAUUGCGCCUGAUGAUUGCUGAACACUUUCCACGUUGGUGCUCGUUCUAAUUGAUGUUAAGUAGACAACUCCUAACCGAUAUCUGCCCUUGCACAUUAAAAAAAUCCCAUCGGCUAAACGGCCUACUGGGAGUGCAUAAUUUCAUCAGCAUUGGUUACACAAGCUAACCUGGAACGGCUUUGAUAUUUGGUGUCUCAUCAGCAGAGUCUUAUCAGGCAGGCUUGCCGAAACCAAUGCUGGUUAACAGGCAAGAUGGUCUAUCGGCGAGGACCUCCCUCGGACAGGGGGUCCUAGUUGCCCGCAAAACCACGCACUGUGCCGCACGGCUCUCCACAACACCAAGUGAUCGCUAGCGGGGUCGUCGUUUAGCAAUCGUAUCGGGCACGUGACGUCUCGGGUUGAGAUCGGUGUGAUUGUUCCCCGUGGGGGCCGGUGCGGCGGGCGGCCCGGAGCGACGCUGUGGUGUCCUCACGUGGACGCGCCGCUUGGCUCUGGGGAGCGCGAACGACGCUGCGGCUACCCCACACGAUGCCUGCGACUCGAGCACUUAACCCCCCCCCUCCUCCUCCUCUCCCCACCCACCACCACCCCCCCCCCGGGGGAGAGUUUGUAUUUUUGUAGGCGAACCAUGGCGGUGGCGGCAUCAAUAAACCCGAGAGAGCGACGCGUGUGGAGCCUCGA
This is a messenger RNA of Lethenteron reissneri (Far Eastern brook lamprey), 14364 nucleotides long. RefSeq names its product trinucleotide repeat-containing gene 18 protein-like. Gene Ontology annotation, molecular function: chromatin binding. The record is from RefSeq and is a predicted model, not a curated record. Lineage: Eukaryota; Metazoa; Chordata; Hyperoartia; Petromyzontiformes; Petromyzontidae.